AUGGCACCAACUGAGUUGGUGGAACUCGGGCUACAAACAGCGGUGUUGCCGCCCGGCCAACUCAGCUGCGGGGUGCGGCACGAGCGCGGCCUGUCCGGCAUCUGCGACCCGACCGACGGACAGCUGCGGGAGACUUUCUUGAACCAAACGACGGUGGGUUGGUUCGGCGAGUUCCCGUGGCUGGCGUCGGUGCGCGGCACGCCGGCGACGCGCACCGACUCGCCGCUGCCCCUCUGCGGCGGUGCACUCGUGCACCCGAUCGCUGUGCUCACCUCGGCCGCCUGCUACCAGCUGGCGGCGCAGCGCAGCUACAGGGUGACAGUGCGACUGGCGGAGUUUCGCGUCACCACGGACGUGGACUUCGGACGGCCGGCGUCCGAGCACCGGAUUGCUCGCGCCGUCUACCACCCAGACUUUCAGCUCACUGGCGGGAACGAGGUCGUGAACGACGUGGUUCUGUUGCUGCUGGAGCGGCCGGCGGCGCUGGACGGCGCCGUGGGGCUGAUCUGCCUGCCGGACGGCUCGCUGUCGGCUGACCAGGAGGCGGCCAGCUGGAAGCGCGGCGACUGCGUGCUGCACGGCUGGUCCAACCCGCGCAAGGACGCACUGGACGCCGUGCUGCACGAGCCCGUCCACUUCCUGUCCACUUCGACGUGCCAGGCCGCUCUGCGUCGGACGCGGUCGCUACACCCCAGCUUCGCGUGCGGCCAAAGCGUGGCCGCAGAGUGCUGGGCGGACGUCGGCUCUGUGAUGGCGUGUCGCGAUCCGCGCGACAGGUCCCGCUGGGCUCUGGCCGGCAUGGUGCCGUGGUCUCACCAGCACAGCCCGUGUGGACAGGUCUCCCGCUACACCAACAUCGGCAGGUACUCCGGCUGGAUCAAGGACACCAUAGCUGCACACCUCAGCGCGCAGACCUGA
Molecule: messenger RNA, 918 nt
Organism: Pollicipes pollicipes
Lineage: Eukaryota; Metazoa; Arthropoda; Thecostraca; Pollicipedomorpha; Pollicipedidae
Product: phenoloxidase-activating factor 2-like
Exons: 2
Coding region: 1-918 (305 amino acids)
Biological process (GO): proteolysis
Molecular function (GO): serine-type endopeptidase activity
Source: RefSeq, a predicted model, not a curated record